This is a messenger RNA of Oryzias melastigma (Indian medaka), 1381 nucleotides long. It is a transcript of the gene gnb5a, whose product is annotated as guanine nucleotide binding protein (G protein), beta 5a. Lineage: Eukaryota; Metazoa; Chordata; Actinopteri; Beloniformes; Adrianichthyidae. Gene Ontology annotation, cellular component: heterotrimeric G-protein complex; cytoplasm. The record is from RefSeq and is a predicted model, not a curated record. Gene Ontology annotation, molecular function: signaling receptor complex adaptor activity; protein binding. Gene Ontology annotation, biological process: G protein-coupled dopamine receptor signaling pathway; G protein-coupled receptor signaling pathway.
CCCCAUGAGCCUUUGCGUGAAUCAUGGGUGAAACUUCCAGUAGACGCCGGUACAACUGUUGAGCCACAGCGCAAUUCCUUUUGUUUUGGAUCUAUAACUAAUACUAUCCCAGUGGAGAUGCUUUUGCAUCCGGCUCAGAUGAUGCCACUUGCCGCCUGUAUGAUUUAAGGGCAGACAGAGAAGUUGCUAUUUACUCCAAGGAGAGCAUCAUAUUUGGAGUCUCCAGUGUCGAUUUCUCCCUCAGCGGCCGGCUACUAUUUGGAGGCUACAACGACUACACCAUUAAUGUCUGGGACGUUCUAAAAGGAACACGAGUCUCUAUUCUGUUUGGGCACGAGAACCGUGUCAGCACACUGCGAGUCUCUCCCGACGGGACGGCCUUCUGCACAGGAUCCUGGGACCACACUCUUCGGAUCUGGGCCUAAGCAUCUGAACACCAAGAACUAAAAAGCAGACAGACCUAAAGGGCCAGUAACUUUUCUGUUUGCUCAGGUUCAGCCACAAGCUGAGAUUUGGUUGUACAUUUAGCAUAUCAAUAGCACUGUAUAUACUCUGGUUUGGUGGCAAGGAUAGAUUUACAUAUUUGAAGGUGUAAUUAAACCAAAAUGGUACGCUUGCAUAGCACACGACUAAAAGAGAACUGCACAGAAGUAUGUAUGGUUUCAAUUUACAAUGUAGAAAGCAUUUUGCGAAAAAAUAUCGGUGGUAGUACCUUGCAUUGGCCUAGGGUAGAAGUGACACAAUAAAGUGGUGUAUUGUAUGUGUGCACAUAAAGGAAAAUGUUUGUUUAUUUAUUCAUUUUUAUGGGUGAUGAUAGAAAAUGGAGUCUGAAGAUUAAUUUUAAAAAGCUAUAAAAUAAUCUAUUUAACGAGACUGAAAGGAGAGGGGUGAGGGUGAUAGAGAAAAUAGCAAGAAUGGCUUAAAGAAAUACAUAUUAUUUAGUCUUGUCGGGAUGUUUACAUAUUUAAUAGGUUAGAAGUGAUUGGCUAGAAAACGUGCGUUGGCAUGAAAUUCUUUGGGGCAGAGUUACAAUUCUAAAGUUAGAGCAACAAUUUUGCCAUGUGGAGUCAAAAGGUGAUUAUAAACAUCAGAGCAUGUCCUUUACAAAGUAAUAAUAUUGAUAAAGCUAUACAUUGUUUUUUACCCCUGAGACGUGUGUGUCCAGGUAUGGAGGUAGCUUAGAAUUCACACGUUUUUGGUCCCUUUCUAAGAAUCUGUCACUGAUAAAAUUUGAAUGUGCUCCUUUUGACACAGUCGGAACAAACGCCAUGGCUGUUGUUUCAUAUUAACUGUAAUUACUUUAUUAUAGUUUAGUGUACAGACAUUCAAGGGACUGUUAAUCUGAAUACUACAAACAUAAUAAACUCUGUUUGAAAUAUCA